GGCUCACGGUGGGUGGAGCAGCAGGCGUUGAUGUCCAUAAAAGCAGCCAUUACGGUGGAUGCUAACUCUGCACUGUCGUCGUGGAAUUCGAGCACCAAUCACUGCACAUGGAGGGGAGUCACGUGCGAUCCGUUGCAACGGCACGUGAGGCUUCUGAACAUCUCUGAUCUCUACUUAAAAGGCACUCUCUCGCCGGCCGUCGGCCGCCUCCGGUUCCUCAACCGCCUCUCUGCAGCUAAUAACGAUCUCUCCGGCCAAAUUCCGCCGGCGAUCGGAGAUAUUCAGAAUCUGAAGUACCUGAAUCUCUCUGUAAAUAAGUUUAAUCACAGCAUCCCCAUGGAGCUCUCCGGCCUCACGAAUCUCCAAGUUCUCGACCUCCACGACAAUGCUCUCGCCGGAAUGUUAGAUGCUCAAUUUUUUCCCGCCAAUUUAACUUAUCUGCACGUCGGCGGGAACCGCUUCGCCGGAAAAAUUCCUCCGGCGAUUGGCUCGCUUCCAUAUCUCGAGUUUUUGUCUCUCUCCGCCAACGUUCUCACCGGAGCUAUUCCGCCGGAGAUCGGGAAAUUGAAGCAACUCAAGGAACUUCACAUUGCAUUCCUCAAUAGCUUCACCGAAGGAGGACUACCAGAGGAAAUCGGGAAUUUAACAAACCUGGUAACACUAAACGCUGCAAGUUGCCAACUCUCCGGCGAGAUUCCGUCGCAGAUCGGAAACCUGGUGAAUCUCCAAACGUUAUGCCUUGCACAAAAUCAACUCUCCGGCGAAUUGCCGCCGGAGAUGGGGAAGUUGCAGAGCCUGAGAAAAUUGGAUCUAGGAUCGAACAACUUCUACGGUGAUCUACCAAGCUCAUUUGCAGGUCUGAAAAAUCUCCACACCUUGCUACUUGACCAGAAUAACUUCAACGGAACUCUACCAGAAAGCAUCGGAGAAUUGCCGAACUUGGAGCAGAUACGUCUAUGGCGAAACUCCUUCGCCGGAAUCAUUCCUCGAAGUUUAGGCACCAAUCGGAAGCUAAAAAUAAUAGAUCUCAGCCUCAACUGGUUCGCCGGAGAUUUACCCCCAAAUUUAUGCGACGGCGAACAAUUACAAUCAUUCAACGUCAUCUACAACAGCCUCUCAGGUCCGAUUCCAGAAUCACUUUCUCGUUGCGAAUCGUUGUAUCAGCUCGGAUUAAGCCACAAUUUCUUCGCCGGCGACAUUCCGCAGGGAUUACUAACCUUACCAAAGCUAACCAUCCUCGAUCUUCAAAACAAUUCUCUCACCGGAUCUCUCCCUGAAACCAACAAAUCCUUACCACUGUUGGAACGCCUCAUCCUCUCCAUGAACAGUUUCACCGGUCCUCUGCCGCGGAGCUUCGCGAAUUUCGCCACUCUCAACAGGCUUUUACUCGCCGGAAACAUGUUCUCCGGCAGGAUUCCAGUUGAAAUCGGAAAUUUCACACAGAUAACAGAGAUGGAUUUCAGCAACAACAACUUCACCGGAAAAAUUCCUUCCGAGAUACGCCUCUGCAACAAACUCUACUACCUCGAUCUCAGCAACAACAACCUCUCCAACGAAAUUCCUCCAGAGAUAACUAACCUGACAUCGCUGAACUACUUGAAUUUGUCGAGGAACCAUUUGAGCGGCAGCAUUCCCCCUCCAUUGGCAGAGAUGCAUAGCUUAACUACAGUCGAUUUCUCAUACAACAAUUUCUCUGGUUCAUUUCCUUUCACAGAUCAAUCUACAUUCUCCGAUAACAGAUCAUUCGCAGGCAAUCCUAAUCUCUGCGGCACAAUCGUAAGGCCUUGCGACAAAGACGACGAAAAUCAGGAGCCAACAAUAUCGACUAUACAGCAACUUAUGAUGAGCAGCGGCCUCAUAGUCUGCUCGAUCUUCAUCGCCAUCGGUUUCAUUUACACACACUACUCGUUGGGCGAGUCGUGGAAGGAUCAAGCGUGGAGGCUAACGGCGUUCCAACAAGUGAACUUCACGUGCGACGACAUCGUCAGAUGUCUUAAGGACGAAAACAUAAUCGGAAAAGGCGGCGCCGGAGUUAUCUACAAGCUCGAGACGCCUACCGGCGAGCAAGUGGCCGUGAAGAAGAUGGCCACGGCGAUGGGCCACGGUUCAUCGUAUGAUUAUGGAUUUAGGGCCGAGAUCGAGACAUUGGGCCAAAUUCGACAUCAACAUAUUGUCAAAUUGUUGGGAUUUUGCUCGAAUCAUAGGACAAACCUUUUGUUGUACGAGUACAUGCCUAACGGAAGCUUAGGCGAAAUGCUUCAUGGCGAUAGCGGAGGCGCUCUAAAUUGGGAUACGAGAUAUAGGAUCGCCGUCGAGGCGGCGAGAGGGUUGUGCUAUCUUCACAACGAUUGCAUGCCGACGAUUAUUCACCGUGACAUGAAGUCGAAUAAUAUCCUCUUGGAUUCGAAGUUUCGAGCAUAUAUAUCUGAUUUCGGGCUUGCGAAGUUCUUGCAACGCUUGGGGGCGCCGGAGUAUAUGUCGGCUAUCGCCGGAUCUUAUGGCUACAUCGCUCCAGAAUAUGCGUAUACGUUGAAGGUGGAUGAAAAGAGCGAUGUGUAUAGUUUUGGAAUCGUGCUAUUAGAGCUAAUCACAGGGAAGAAGCCCGUGGUUGAAGUGGGCGAUAGCAUAGACAUAGUAGAAUGGGUUUGGAUGAAGACGGGUGGGGUAAUAAAAGAAGUGGCGAAGAUCAUCGAUGGGAGGCUUUCUUCGAAUGUGGCUUUACAUGAAGUUGUGCAUAUGUUUAGUGUGGCGAUGUUGUGCGUCGAAGAGCAAGCAAUUUCGCGACCCACUAUGCGUGAAGUCGUGCUCAUGCUAACGGAUCAGUCGAGGCUAUCACGAUUGUUGGAUUUUCUCAAAAUUUAA
Andrographis paniculata is the source of this 2862-nucleotide messenger RNA. Its product is annotated as leucine-rich repeat receptor-like serine/threonine-protein kinase BAM1. Gene Ontology annotation, biological process: protein phosphorylation. Gene Ontology annotation, molecular function: protein binding; ATP binding; protein kinase activity. The transcript is spliced from 2 exons. NCBI's taxonomy places the organism in Eukaryota, Viridiplantae, Streptophyta, Magnoliopsida, Lamiales, Acanthaceae. The record is from RefSeq and is a predicted model, not a curated record. Bases 31 to 2862 code for a protein of 943 amino acids.